Molecule: messenger RNA, 8392 nt
Organism: Lepisosteus oculatus (spotted gar)
Lineage: Eukaryota; Metazoa; Chordata; Actinopteri; Semionotiformes; Lepisosteidae
Source: RefSeq, a predicted model, not a curated record
AGGCGUGCCUCGCUCCUGUGCAUGUGAUAUAGCGAAGGGGAGGCGGUUUUCUAAAAGAGUUUGCAGGGAUCCUGAUUGCAUCACUUGAGAGCCUGACGACCCAGGAGGGGUUUGCAGUUAGCAUUGGGUUGCUGGAUAUCUGGUCGUUGUCGCCACUGUACUUAAUUGUUCUCGGGCGGACAAGAAAAGAAGAAGGGUCUGGUUUUCACCAUGGGAGCAGCCACCUCUGCAGAGCAUGCGGACAAGAGUCAAGAAGCUACAGCUGGUGAGCCGCAGAAUGCGGAGGUGAAUGAAAUCCAGGAGGGACAGGGUGCUGAAGCCAAGAUUUCACAGAAAAAUGGACAGCUCUCCAGUCUGAAUGGAAAGACAGAGGACCAGACAGUGGAACUCAAUGGACAGACAGAGCAGCUCAAUGGACAAAAUGAGAAGAGCCCGGCAGAAGUUGGUCAGGGUGACUCUGCGGCUGUGUCUCAGAAAGAGGAAGAGCCUGAGAAGAUGGAGGACCUCCAAGAGGAAGCUGAACCUCAGGUGAACGGUGAGAAGGAAGACCAGGAUUCUCCAGCUGCAAAUGAUAUUACACCAAAGGAGGAAACACCAAAAGAGGAAAAGGCAAAUGAAGCCAGUGAAGUUGGAUUUAAAAAGGUUUUCAAGUUUGUGGGCUUCAAAUUUACUGUGAAAAAAGACAAGACUGAAAAGACGGAGCCUGUGCAAUUGCUGACUGUGAAGAAAGAGGAAGGUGAAGAAAAAAGCUUGGAUGUCACAGAGGAUGCCAAAGGAGAUGAAUCCAAAACAGAAGCUAAAGCAAAGGUGCCAGAAGAGCAGGAAGUUACCAAAACCGCUGAUGAACCUGCUGGUACAGAGUCACCUUCAGAAAAAGUCAAUGGGGAUGCAACCGAAAAGGUAGCACAACAAACUGAACCAAGUGAAGAUGUUAAACCUGAGAAAGAGGUGGAGAAACCAGCAGAGUCUCCAACAAGCCCACUCCAGGAGAUUCAGUCCCCUCUGAAGAGAUUUUUUACACAGGGGCUCUUUUCCAGUUUAAAAAAGAAGACCCCCUUUAAAAAGACCAAAGAAGAAGAAGUGACUGCUGAGGAAAAGGCGGUUCUUGUGACUGUGGAAGAAAAGCAUGAAUCAGAGGAAAAGACAGAAGAUGCUCCUGCACAAGAGGAAGAGAGUAGACCUGAGGAGGCAGCCCCUGAACCUCAGCAGGAAGAGCCUCUUGCGCAAGAGGAAAGCAAAACCAGUCCCCUGCCAGAGACAGCACCGCUUGUUGUAAUAGAACAAAAGGAGGACGAGAUCAAAGUCGAAAUUGAGGUUGCACCCAAGGUAACUCAAGAAGAUGAUGAGAAGACAUCAGAUUUCCAAAAUGCUGUUCUAGAAGAGCCAACUGAAGUGACAAAAGAAGUUGAAAGUGUGGAAGAGCAUCCGGUUAUGAAAGAAGAAUCCCAAGAAAGUGAAGCUACCACUGAAUCAAAAACUACAGAAGAGCAUGUGCCAGAUACCCUUGAAGAGCAACAGAAAUCAGAGCACCCUAGUCCUGAUGACACUCCCACAGCUAAAACGCCUGAGACCGUCACCACUGAAGCUGAGAUUUUGUCCUCACAAGAAAAGGCUAAAGUUCAAGGUAGCCCCCUUAAAAAACUGUUCACAGGGACUGGUUUAAAGAAACUUUCUGGAAAGAAACAGAAAGGAAAGAAAGAAAAUGAGGCAAAAUUGGCAGAAUCUGGUGAAAAUGUGAUUGAACAGAUCCAGUCAUCAACUGAAUCUGCAGAGGUACAGAAAAGUGAUAGCUCACCUUCCUCACCUGAAGAAUCUACUGAACGUUUUAUUGGUGAGGAAGCCCAGGCAGAGACCCCUGGGCCAGACGUUGAAGGAGAUGGAGCUACCUCUGAUGGAGAGAGGAAGAGAGAUGGUAUUACACCUUGGGCUUCCUUCAAAAAGCUUGUGACACCAAAGAAACGAGUCAAAAGGCCUUCUGAAAGUGACAAAGAAGACGAUGCCAAUGAAAAGCCUAAAAGUGCAACUAUGUCAUCCACGGAGAGCUCUGGAUCAACAGAGAAACCAGAAGAACCCAAACCAAGUGAAGAGGAACAGAAAAUGGAGCGCAGUAUUGAAGAGCCCAAAAAGAAAGUUGACACUUCUGUGUCUUGGGAAGCUCUGAUCUGUGUAGGAUCAUCCAAAAAGAGAGCUCGGAAGACAUCUGACUCUGAUGACGAGUCCCCUAAAAUUGAAGAGGAAGCACAGAAUUUAGGAGAGGAAUCUGCCAAAAACAAAGAGGCAGCUGUGGAGUCUCCAAUUGCAAGCUCUCAAGAGGCAGACCAAGAACAAUUAGCUUCAUCACCAGACCAGGCAGGGAGCCCCUCAGACGGAGAGGGGGUGUCCACCUGGGAAUCCUUUAAAAGGCUUGUCACUCCAAGAAGGAAGGCCAAACUAGAGGACAAACCCGAAGAAUCUCCUGCAGUUACCACUGAACAAAUACCUUCUGACAGUGAAGCUGGAAAAGAGGAGUCUACAUUUUCUUUAAAGAAAUUAAUUCCAGGUCGUAGAAAGAAGAGGUCAGAUGCAAAACCAGAACAGGCUCCAGCUGAUGAGGCUGAUAAAGCAGUUGGAUCAGCAGAGGAGGACUCUGAUACACCAGCUGUAGUCCCCCUGUCAGAGUAUGAUACAGAACAGAUAGAUGCUACUGUGAAGAUAGAGGCAACUGCUGAAGUGAAGCCAGAGCAACAAGAGGAGACUCAGACAGUAGAGAUCAAGCCUUUAGAAUCCACCCAUGAAACACAACAGUUAUCGGAGCUGGAAAAGUCUGGAGACACAGUACCCUCUGCAGAUCAACACAUUCAAGACAUACAAGUAUCUGUGGAGAAAGCUAUACCUGACAUGGAUGAACGGUCACCGUCCUGGAUCUCUGCAACAGUCACAGAAGAAAUAAUUCAGGAGCAAAUAGAAAGCAUAAGUAAACAUCAGCCACUUAGUGAUAUCCCUGAAGAAGUGGCAGUAGAAGAGACUACUAUAACCAGAUCUCCUACUGAAGUGGAAGACCACAUCUCUCCAGAUGACACAAUAGCACAAGACAUCAUGGAGUUGACAUCUGAGGCAGUGACAGCUCUCGAGCAAGCACCUGAAGAGUCCUUUGCCGAGGAGACAACAGAAAUGGUUUCAGCAGUCUCCCGAUUAACCGAAUCCCCAGGAACGUCUGGCGACGCUACUCCUGUUCCUGGAGUUUAUGAAGUGAAACAAACAGAUAAAAUUCUGCAAGAGGUUGCAGAAAACAUAAAGUUGACGCCGAUUGCCUUAUCUGUAACUAACACUACUGAGCAACCAGAAGAAACUGUUGUGGUAACUGUCCCACAUUUGAUGGCAUCAGCUGUAAAAGAAGAUCCUAUUGUGAUGCAAAAAGAAGCAGAAGCAGUGGCAAUAUGCACAGGCCUAUCCACUCAAGAAAUAGAAGCAGUGGAGACAAAUUUACAAAAAUCCACAGUUGAAGUUAUUACUCUGGUAAUGGAAGCAAUAUCCACGGAAGUUGUUGCUGAGGAAAAGACAGAGACGUUUCAAGAAGCAGGGGCUGUUGAGGAAGAGGUUUGUAAUGCAGAAGUACAGGACAUCAAAACUGAAUAUCAGGAAGUGGAACAACAAGCUGAGACAGGGGAGAGAGUCGAAGAGAAAGAACUCCAAGAAGACAAAGCAUCCCAACAAGAUGGUGAGAUAGGCAAGGUCUCUUUGGAAACAGAGACAGAUUCAGAACUUCAGAAAGAAGUAUGCAAAGCUCCCAAGGAGAGUGAAACAGAAAAGGAAAGUGGAGAACAAGCAGGAACAUUAGAAGAAAUUAUAGAGCCAGAGUCACUUCAGCCAAUCACAGUCAGUGGACAGCAAGAUGAGUGUGAACAUGAGGAUCAAGAGGUAGUAGAACUUACACCCGAGCUUGAACCUGCUGAAGGUCCAGCAGUAGAAAGAGUCGAGGAGCUUAUCUGUACUACACCUGUAGAGGUAACUGAAACAUUGGUUACAGUAGAAGAAAAACUGCAAGAAUUCAAAGAGGUUAAAGACCUUGCAGACCUUGAAGUACCAGCAGACGAAGUCAUUCAAUGUGCAGCACAGGAAGUAGUUGCCUCAAUACCUGAAGCACCAACUUCUGAGAGCUCAGAGAUGAAGGAGGCUUCAUUUGCUGUAUCAGCACCUGCUGUUGAACCUGAAGUUCCAGCAGUUCAAAAAGAAGAGGANCUUAUCUGCGCUUCGUCUGUAGAGGUAACUGAAACAUCAGUUAUAGAAGAAGAAAGAGUGCAAGAAUUCAAAGAGGUUAAGGACCUUGCAGACCUUCAAGUACCAGUAGAAAAUGUUAUUCAAUGUGCAGCACAGGAAGUAGUUGCCUCAAUGCCUGAAGCACUAACUUCCGAGAGCUCAGAGACAAAGGAGGCUCCAUUUGCUGUAUCAGCACCUGCUAUUGAAGCUCCAGUGGUUAAGGAGACUGUUGGUAUUCUUAAACCCCCAUGCAAAACCAUAAAAUCUGAAGUAGCAGAGGUGAAAACAGAAGAUUUAGUUUUAAGAGAAAGAGUGAGUUCAGUCAAAUUUAAAGAUCAGCAGGAAACCCCGUUUCAGGAUCAGCAUACAAUUGAUGAGGCUGCAACUCUACUGGUUGAGGCAGCAAUUGGAGCUGUUACUGGCAGCCUUGCUGAGGAGAAGGAUGAAAAGUCAGAACUAGGAGCUCAACUUUUUAGUGUUCCUGAGAAAUCUGACAAUGAAGAUGAGACAGGUGUUUGUGAAAAGCAAGGAGAAACAGGAGAUGUAACAUGUGAGCAGGUGGAAAUGCAUGAACGUGUGAUUGAAACAAUUGUUAUUGAAAAGCAGAGCACGAUGAUUGUGCAGCAGAUUAUCCAAAAUGUUGUUGAAAACCUUACAGAGAAGGUGAGUGAAUCUCAAUGCGAUAUCGCUGUUGCCAGAGACCACAAGGAAAAAGAGCAAAUCACUACGGAAGAGUCAUCAUCUACCAGUGAUAUCACAGAAUUGGAAAAAAUAUCUGAGCCACAGCCUGCUGCUGAAAUCAUUUCUGUUUGUGAAGAAACUGAAGCACCACCAGCAGAAGCAGAAGAUGAGAAAUUACCAGAAGACACUCUGGUUGAAACAGAAACAGAACUUGUUUCUGAAUCAACAGCAGAAACAAAUGCUAAGGAAGACUCAGAGAUUUCUGGAGAAAAGGCAUUUGAAGAUAAAGAUGGAGAAGGAGAACAGAAAACAGAAACAGCUGAACAAGCAGCCGUUACAAAAAAAGAAAUAACAGAGGAAGACAAUGAAAAAUCAGAGGGUGUUGAAGUGCCAGAGGAAUUACAGAUAUCAGCUAUUCCAGAGACAGAACAUUUGACGGCUGGUAGUGCAGAAGAAAUACAAAAAUCUAAAGAGACAGAAAGCACACUGCUGGAAGAAAAGUGUCAGGAUGUUGAUGCUGAAGUUAAAAGUGAAAAGAUUACAGUGGAGAUUGCAGAAAUGAAAAGCCAGGAGACAGAAGUGAAAAUGCAGGAAGAAGUUGUGGAGAUCCAAGGAGGAAAUGUGAUGAGACAGGAAGUAGAGGAAGUGAUUGUCCAGGAAGUGACAGAGCAGGUAGAGUGCUUAGAAGAUGGUAGUCAAGAAGAAAAUGAUGUUGUAAAAGAACACAAGACAGAGGAAGAUGCAGAAUGUGAAGCAAUUCAGACAAAGUCUGUGGAAAAAGAAAGCUGCACUGCAGAGAAGGUGGAGUGUCAGGAAGAGAAAGAGCAAGCUGAGAUGCCGACAUUACUGGAGGAAGAUUCUCAGAGAAAGGCAGAAAGUGAGGAUAUUUUACAAAAGCAGGAGGAAGUAAAGAGAGAAGAGGAAGCCCAAGAAAAAGUCUUUGAAGAUGGAAAGGCUCAACAAGAAGUUGACGAAGAUGUACAAGGUGCCCAAACUGAAACACAGGUAUCUAAGGUUUCAAAAAGCCAGAAAGAAGUGGUGGAUGUUACUUUUAGUCAGGACAACAAAGUAGAAGAAAAGAGUCAGCAACCAGUUUCAGAAGAGGUGCAACAUGAAACAUCCAUCACAGAUGUUCAAAGUCAGGAAACAAUGGUGAAAGAUGCACUAGGCCAGGUAGAAAUGAAGGAAGAUAUCCCAAAACAAGAAAAAAAACCUGAUGUAAAGAGUGAGAACACAGACAAAGAAGCCUUACAAGAGAAACCAGAAGUUGUUGAUGUUCAAAACCAAUCGGCAGAAGCAGUGGAUUUACAGAGCCCAAUAGAAAGUACAGUAAGCCAAGAGCAAGUAAUGAAAGACAAACUGAGCAUAGAUAAUGAAACAGAAAAUGUACAGGAAACUGUAGUAGACUCUGAAAGCUAUAAACAACAGGCAGGAAAUGCACAAAUCCAGACAGAUGAAACGGAAGCUGUGGCAAUCCAGAAUCAAGCCAUAACAGAAGAGAGCCAGAAAGAAAUUGUGGAAGAGGUGCAAAUUGAGACAGCCGGGGCUGUUGAUAAUAAAACAGAAGAAUUACCAGUGAAAGAUGACGUGCAGCAGGAUGUUGCUAAAACAGAUGUGAAAACUGAGAAACUGGUAGAAGAUACAGAAAUUGAUCCACCAGUGGUGAAGGAUAAACAAAUUGAAAAGGAUUCAACAAGUGGUGUAAGCCAUGAUGCAAGUAUAGAUGCACAGGGCCAAAAAACCUUACAAUGUGAUGUGUCGGCAGUUGAAGAUUUGUCAUGUCAGACAGAAAUCAAGGAAGAAUUACAGGCCCAGAAAGAUUUAGUAGAAGAUGCAAAAAGCCUGGAGACAGCACGGGAAGAUGACAUAUGUCAGAAGGCAACUUUAGAAAGUGUUCAGACAGAAUCUGUGUCAAAGGAGGUAACAGAAAGCCCAACAGAAGCUAUAGAGGAGACUCGGUCAACAGUUCUGGUAGAUGGAGAGACUGUGUCUAAGGCUGAUGUCGUACAAGAUCAGAUGCUGUCUUCAGAGAGUGAACAGAGCACAGUGGAUGUUGUAGAAGAUGUUCAGAUCCAAGCAGAGACGAGUGAGAAGACUGAAGUCAAACAGGAUGAGCCAAAGGAGGAGUUAGAAACUGAAAUAACCCAGGAAGCUGAGAAGGAAACAGAGCAGGUGUCUUCAGAGCAUACAGCAGCUUCAUGAACUGGCUCAUACAGAAAGAAAGGAAUCUGUUCCGAGAAGACAAAAUUGAAAAUGGGGAAAAGAACACCUUAAGGUGUCCUGCGAUUACAAGGGUGCGCUCUGAACCAAGAGCGAGUGACAGAAGGACAUCUCAACCUACUCUUCUGUGGCAUCGUUCCUGUCACCAAGACAACCCUGGACUGCCUCCAGGAGCUUACCCACAAUUCUCCUCUGCUUUGACCUAACAAGUUUCAAUGCUUUUACCCAGAUGAGCUUGUACUUAAUGUGAUGUCUGUGUGCUGACUUGAUGACCUUCCACUACCGGUAUUAUGUCCCGGGAGGCCUUUUACUGUCCUUUAGGAAGAACUCAACCUGUGUGUCUCAGAACUGGAGAGUAUGUCCUUGUAUAUUGUAUUUAUAUCAGAUGUAAACUCACUCCCCCCUCCCACACACACUCUGUCCUGCUUCCUCCAGCCACUUUUUUGUAUUUAUAUGACGUUUUGGUCACAGAACAAUAGUUGUCAUUAUAAUGUCCUGUCACUUCAGGCUACUGGGGAGAUUACAAUGGCAUGGUACAGGUACGCUUCCAAUGUUUAGUUUUGAAUGGGUUCAAAUCCUGUUAAGUCUCUGAACAUUGCUUUCUUGACAGGUGUUUGACUUGACAUUUUAUUGUGACUGAGACAUUUAAGAUGUGAAGCGGGGAUAAAGAAAAGAAAUGUGGGGUAUAUUGUUUAUGCUGCAACUGCAAUUUCAGUUACUGCUGUUAAUGUUGUAAUGUUUCCUAUAGACUAUAAGUAAUUAAAAGUAAGUUACUGCCUGCCACUGUGAAACAGAGCAAAAUACCUUCAACUAGCUAUCGCAAAAUCCAAAAGCUUUUUGAUGUCUGUCUUUGAGAGAUGAAAAAAGAUAAAAGCAUCUAAAUCCUAUGCUCAUGUGAGGGGAAAUAUAUAUAUAUACAUUCUUUUUAAAGUUGUAUCGCCUUGAUUUUCCUGUUGUAAACACAGCUCUAGUUCCUUACCAACAACUAUAAAGCAUGUACAAAUAUAUCUGACUAAACAUGCAACACAUGCAAAUGCUAAUUUGUUCAAUAGAGACUGGAGUUCGAGGUGUAGAGGACCAAAAUGUGUUUUUCUGAGAGCAGAUGUAGCCCUGAUGGUUUCUGUAGUGUAUAUGAUCUCGUUAUUCCCACACUACACACUGGCAAUCACUGUGGUUGAGAAAAUAUGAGAAUUAUGUAUGGAAAUUGAAUGUUAUUGCUGAGCUGUGUGUUAAAGUUGUUUAAAAAAUCUCUUAA